UAUGUACAUAAUGUGGGUGUGAUACUGUACUUCUGUUGUUCGGUUCAGUUGUUGUUUGGCAAGUUUUGUGCGCAUGCGCGGACCGUUGCAUGUGAGUGAAUCUGAGCACUUAGCCGCCGGUACAGCAUGGAAAGGAAAGUACUUGCACUUCAGGCGAGGAAGAAAAGGACCAAAACCAAGAAACCCAGCAAAAAGCCUGAUCCCCACCCGAGGGGAGCCGCGCAGCAGCCUGACUCACUGCAGGAGCAAGAUGAGGAGAUCUUGGGUUCAGAUGAUGAGGAGCAAGAGGACCCUAAUGAUUACUGCAAGGGUGGAUAUCACCAUGUGAAAAUAGGUGACCUGUUCAAUGGACGGUACCAUGUUAUCCGCAAGCUGGGAUGGGGUCAUUUUUCCACUGUUUGGCUUGCUUGGGACACACAAGGGAAGCGUUUUGUGGCCAUGAAAGUGGUUAAGAGCGCAGAGCACUACACAGAAACAGCACUCGAUGAGAUCAAGCUCCUGAGAGCGGUCAGGAACACAGACCAGAAUGAUCCCAGCAGGGAGAAAGUGGUGCAGUUAUUGGACGACUUCAAGAUCUCGGGCGUAAACGGGACCCAUGUGUGUAUGGUGUUUGAAGUUCUCGGCCACCAUCUGCUCAAGUGGAUUAUUAAGUCCAACUACCAGGGCCUGCCGCUGCCGUGUGUCAAGAGCAUUAUUCGACAGGUUUUGCAAGGCCUGGACUACCUGCACACCAAGUGUAAGAUCAUUCACACUGAUAUAAAGCCAGAGAACAUCCUGAUGGAUGUGAAUGAGGCGUAUGUCAAGAGACUGGCUGCGGAGGCCACAGAGUGGCAGAAAUCUGGAGCUCCACCUCCUUCUGGAUCCGCAGUGAGUACAGCUCCAGCCCCAAAACAAAUGGCCAAAAUGUCCAAGAACAAGAAGAAAAAGAUGAAGAAGAAACAGAAGCGUCAGGCUGAACUCUUGGAGAAGAGGAUUCUGGAGAUCGAGGGACUGGAGAAAGGCCCUGAUGGAGGAGAGGAGGAAGAGGAGGAUGAAACGGAGACGCCCGACAGCACCCCAUCAGUCCCCAGCAGUCACACACUGCAUGACAUCACAGCUGAGGCCACUCUGGAUGGUGUCUCAGAUGGUUGGUCUCAGCUCAGAGGCGCCGUCAACGGCCACAGCCCGGGCCUUGAGGACGAGCAGAGCCUCGAUCUCCAGCAGCAGAUGAAGGACGACAACCCCGUGAACCCUUAUGACAGCGGCACCGAGGGAUCCGACCUUACUAACCCUUACCCAGCAUGCAACGGCACCGAAGAGAAAGAGCCCAGUCCUCCAUCCCCUGCCGCCACAGACGGUAAUGGACCUUUGAUUUGUGGCAUGGUUGAGUCACAGUGCCCUAGGGUGCAGGAUCAAGAGAGCCCCACGGCGGAGCUGAACGGCUCCGGCUCUGUUGAGGGCCCCAGAGCGGAGAUGGGCCUCACCAUGGAGGUGGACCCCAGCGCGCAGGCGGUCACAGAGGAGGAGAGCCUGAAGGACGCUAAGAUUGCUGCGGGAAACCUGCUGCUCAACCCCCUGGAGCCGUUAAACGCUGAUAAGAUCCAGGUGAAAAUAGCUGACCUGGGCAACGCCUGCUGGGUGCAUAAGCACUUCACAGAUGAUAUUCAAACGCGGCAGUAUCGUUCUCUGGAGGUGUUGAUUGGAUCAGGAUACGGCACCCCAGCUGACAUCUGGAGCACAGCAUGCAUGGCAUUUGAGCUGGCGACAGGGGAUUACCUGUUUGAGCCUCACUCCGGAGAAGAAUAUUCCAGAGAUGAAGAUCACAUUGCGUUGAUUAUCGAGCUGCUGGGGAAGAUUCCUCGUAAACUCGUCAUGAAUGGCAAAUAUUCCAAGGAAUUUUUCACCAAGAAAGGUGACUUGAGGCACAUUACUAAGCUGAAACCGUGGGGUUUGCAGGACGUGCUGGUCGAAAAGUACGAGUGGUCCCGAGAGGAAGCUCUGAAUUUCUCAGACUUCCUCCUCCCGAUGUUGGACCUCAUCCCAGAGAAAAGAGCCACGGCUGCCGAGUGCCUCCGUCACUCCUGGAUCGCCUCCUAGUGGCCAAAAACCUCCAAACCACACACACACACACACACACACUCUCACACACACACUUCUUUGAACUCAUGAAUGCUCACCACUGACAGACGCUGUCUUAAGAGCCAUUCCUGGUGUCAUGGCAGAUAUUAGCUGCAAGGAUGAGAAGGUCCAGUCAAGCAGAUCUAAUCUGAAUCCAGUUUUCAAGUCGUCGUUGCUUUUUUACGUAAUGGGUAUAAUUUGAGUGUACCGUCAUUUCAGUGGUUUGUGCUCUUGCUGAUUUAUCUAACAAUCACUUUUCUAUCAGUUUCCGUCAUAUCACAGGAUGGUUUCAAACGCGUCAGGAUUGAUUUAUCUUCUCAAGAGGUUGGACUUUGUCAACUUACAGUGUCCAUUUUCUUAAAAGCAAGAAUGUUUGGAAUAAAUCGGACUCAGUAGCUGAUUGUAGUGUUUCUUCACUGUAUUAAGAAACGAUUGCUAAUUACAACUUCCUUCAAACUGUUUUCCAUAUCUUCACAAAGGGUUUUAUAUGAAUGUCUGAAUGAAGGGAACGUGAAUGGACAUUAUUGAAGUUCUGAGUGUCUUCAAAUUGAAUGUGAGCUACUAUACAGUGCAGGAGAAACACACCCAUGUAUUUUUAUCACAAAGGGCAAAAGGAAAAAUCAAAGUGGAGAAAUUCUAACUUUCCUGGUUAAAAUAACUUGUAUAACAGUAAUAAUGACGUUUAAUAUGUGAAUGCCAGGGAGGAGUUUUGGGAUCAAGGUUAUUUCAGUUAUAAAAUCUAAAAUCAGUGAGAACAUUUCAAAUUUUGUACAUAAUCAUACCAAAGAGUUGGUUCGUCACACGAUCAGUGUUGUACAGUCUUAAGUCCCAUUAUUUGUGUACAGUUUUGUUAUGAAUGAAUGGCUUAAGGAAAAUGUUUAAGAAUCACUGAUUCAGAGAUGCCUUGAAAUGAAUCUGCAAUGAUCUGUGCAUCUUUUUAUGCUUUUUUUUUUUUCCCUCCAUGGUGUUGCUUCAAGCAAUAGUAGUUUUUGUCUCUGGAUGAAGUGAACAGUCCUAGUUUAACUUUGAAAGGCCUUUGCCAGUUUUCUUUGACCUUUUACAGUAUCACAAACAUCAUCUGCUUCUUUGCGCUCUCCUUUUUCAUGAAUGUCUCUCUGCUUUUGCUUGUUCAGCACUGAACUAAAAUUGUUUCUGUAGUAACUUCAAAUAAAGUUUUUGAAAAUGGC
This is a messenger RNA of Ctenopharyngodon idella (grass carp), 3284 nucleotides long. It is a transcript of the gene srpk1b, whose product is annotated as SRSF protein kinase 1b. Gene Ontology annotation, biological process: spliceosomal complex assembly; protein phosphorylation; regulation of mRNA processing. The transcript is spliced from 16 exons. The record is from RefSeq and is a predicted model, not a curated record. Lineage: Eukaryota; Metazoa; Chordata; Actinopteri; Cypriniformes; Xenocyprididae. Gene Ontology annotation, molecular function: ATP binding; protein kinase activity. The coding region runs from base 127 to 2076 and encodes 649 amino acids.